AUGGAAGUUAAGAAAAUAGAUCCAACCGCCCAUGUUAGUUCUAACACGGCGGAUAAUGCCAAACCUGUUACCGCAAUAACAAGAAGUUCGAACAUUACUUUCCAAGUUCCAAGUACUCAUAAUAUGGUGCGUUCAUUGUUUGAUCCCACACUAAGGAAAUCAUACUUGGAACUAUGCAUUACAUUUUCACUUAUAGCAAAUUGCGUGCUAUGUUACUAUUGUUAUAGAAAACUUGGCAGCGAAUGGACAGCUAACUUUUAUCUCUGUCAGUACAUAAUAUGGCGAUUAUCGUAUAAUGUUGGUCUUGGUGCAAUCCUACAUUAUCAAUCACGCUCUGAAUUUUUGACUAAGUUUGCAAGCAAGUACGGUUUAUUUGACAAAUUGAUGGCCCAGAAAUCGAUGUUAGCGUCAGUUUGUCAGCUGGAAAUAUCCUCCAAGAUGCCUGAUGAUUAUAACUUUUCAAGUUAUCCUCCAGAGUUCAAUGUUUGGCUUUUAUUUAGACAACUUGUGGACUUAAUUUUGAUGCAAGAUUUCACAGCUUAUAUGUUGUAUGUUGUGUUGUCGAUUCCAAAAGACAUGUCCUGGUCGGUAUUGGCAACAUUUAGUAUGACAAGUUUGAGGAUUUACGUUGGUACGGUUAUGCUACUAUUCAAUGUCUGGGUAAAAAUGGAUGCUCAUAGAGUCGUAAAGGACUAUGCCUGGUACUGGGGAGAUUUCUUCUUUUUACUCAAAGACUCCAAUUUGAUCUUUGAUGGAGUAUUUAAUAUUUCUCCUCAUCCAAUGUAUUCAAUUGGUUAUCUGGGAUAUUAUGGUGUAAGUUUGAUCACGGGUAAGUAUCAAGUAUUGCUUGUUUCAUUGGUGGGACAUCUGGCUCAGUUUUUAUUUUUGAAGUAUGUUGAAACGCCUCAUAUCGAACGCACUUAUGGCUCAGAUGAACCGGACGAUUUGGAAAGGAUAGAUGAUUUGAUUAUCAAGAAUAACCACAAUUAUACAAGGCCCUUAAGAUCUACUCUGUUCGCUUUCUGUAACUUUGAUCCACUGAGACCAUCCGAUUACAUAACUGUGGGGGUUACAAUCGGAUGUGUAGUUUCUGUGCUUUCUUUGUCUCCAUCCUCGCAUACUAUGUUUCUCCUGGCCUUUUCAACAAUGCUUUUUUCAUCUAUGAUCACCAUAUUUAUUUUACAUCAGCAAUCUAAGAAUAAGUGGUUUACUAAAUUAUUUUUAAGAAACGGAUAUACCCAAUUAUACAGUUAUCAGACAUGGCAGUUUCUAUCCAAUUUCACUUUGACCAUUUCCUAUGUGAUGCUAGCUCUACAGACAUGGACAGAAUUUAGAAAGAUUGAUAAGCAUGAUUACACUAUGGUUAUUUUUGGUUUUAUAUUGGUUGCUGUGCAUGUAUGGUCCGAUAUGGAAAUAUUAAACGCUAUUUCUGAGUUUGGAUGGUUUUAUGGUGAUUUCUUUUUAACGAACUAUAUCAGAAAACCAAAGUUGGCUUCUCACGGUAUAUAUAGAUACUUGAACAAUCCUGAGUGUGUUCUAGGUAUUGCUGGUCCCUGGGGAACUAUUUUGAUUACUGACCUGAGCGUUUAUAACAUCGCGCUUGCAACAUUGUGGACUAUCAGUAACUAUUUACUUGUGAAAUUUGUAGAGGCUCCUCAUGUUGCGAAAGUUUAUGGAAGUGAUACCUUGGAAAGACAGAGUGGUAUCAGUAGGACUUUGUUGGCAUUCGGUCCAAUAAAGGAAAUUUCACACUAUAUGGAUAAUUUAGCAUUUACCGUCGUUGAAAUGUUAAGCGCCAACGCUAAAGAUAGAGAACAAUUAGAAAGUGAAUUGUUAAAGGCCUUGCAGUCAACUUCUAUAAAAUAUGGGCCACAUUGUGAGCUUGAAAUAGUUUCUCAUAAGACUAGCGGUGAAGCUAGUGCAACCAGCCAUGAAAUCACUCUUCCAAUUGGAGAAGCUGUUGAAGUUAGCUGGAAACUACCAACUGGCAUUUAUAACAAAAAUGACUGGAUUGGACUAUAUAAGGUUUUUGAAACGGGUGAAGAUAGAAGUGUAACUCUUGUUUCCUCUGGUGGGCAUUGGUCAGCAACUUGUCCAAACUCAUACCAAAAGUACAAGUUUGCCUACGAAGGGGUAAUAGAUUUUGAAACAAAUGAUGUAUUUACUAGUGGUAAAGUUGUUUUCAAUCAUAACUUGCUCUACUUCGAGAGCGGAGUUUACGAAUUUAGAUAUCAUAGCAAUGCCGGGCACAAGGUUUUAAUGUUGACCCCACCCUUCAAAAUUAAUCUUCCAGUAUUAAACUUAACGUCAGUCGAAGAAUUCUACACAUCUACAGUGAAAUUAUUGAAUGAUUGUCACUGCUUGGAUGACGACGGACGCUUCUCUCCACAGAAGAAUAAAUAUUUCAAUGAGAGGACACUGCAAAAGUUAUUCAAAUAUGCUACAGGUGCUGACAUAUCUACAGACUUUAUGAGACGUGUCGACUAUGAUAUGAAAAUCAUCACAGAUAGAAUUUUUGAAAUCAAAAAGAUCUUGGAUUCAUUGCGUUAG
Eremothecium sinecaudum is the source of this 2550-nucleotide messenger RNA. RefSeq names its product phosphatidylethanolamine N-methyltransferase (gene CHO2). Gene Ontology annotation, biological process: phosphatidylcholine biosynthetic process. Gene Ontology annotation, molecular function: phosphatidylethanolamine N-methyltransferase activity. The record is from RefSeq and is a predicted model, not a curated record. The coding region runs from base 1 to 2550 and encodes 849 amino acids. The transcript has a single exon. NCBI's taxonomy places the organism in Eukaryota, Fungi, Ascomycota, Saccharomycetes, Saccharomycetales, Saccharomycetaceae.